GACAUAAACCUGGAUUGUAUCUGAAGUUGGACUCCUGUCCAGUAUGUGUACCGGUCUGAGUAUAUCGGUGAAAUGUGUAACAAUAAAAGGUGUUCCUGUCUCUUCUCGUGCUACACUGCACUACCUGCAUGACUCACUCUCCGCUGCCGCCGCCCCGGCUGAGACUCGCGCUUCGAAGCGGUCACAUGUGAGUUUCCUGGCCCCUUCUUUUAG
Messenger RNA from Neurospora tetrasperma FGSC 2508, 213 nucleotides. RefSeq lists its product as uncharacterized. Lineage: Eukaryota; Fungi; Ascomycota; Sordariomycetes; Sordariales; Sordariaceae. The record is from RefSeq and is a predicted model, not a curated record. The transcript has a single exon. The annotation marks the transcript as partial.